Molecule: messenger RNA, 2313 nt
Organism: Hipposideros armiger (great roundleaf bat)
Lineage: Eukaryota; Metazoa; Chordata; Mammalia; Chiroptera; Hipposideridae
Gene: RAB3IP
Product: RAB3A interacting protein
Exons: 12
Coding region: 237-1727 (496 amino acids)
Biological process (GO): exocytosis
Cellular component (GO): Golgi to plasma membrane transport vesicle
Molecular function (GO): guanyl-nucleotide exchange factor activity
Source: RefSeq, a predicted model, not a curated record
GUCUCAGUAAAAGACGUGAGAGGCACCAGCUCGAGGCGUAGAGGUCACUCUCGGGAGGUUUCGGUGAAACCUGGUGGGCAGGAGCUAGCGCCUUGGAGUCACGCCGUAGGAGGCAGCCCAGUUCAGUCUGACUUUUGUUUCGGGGAGUUGAGACGAGCUGCACAGACAUCAUUGUGAUUACACUGCUCUAUCAGCGAUGACAACUCGCUCCUACCGCCGGGGGAAAAGCGAGCUUAAUGGAUUCUGGAAGUGAUGAUAUUAGGUUAUCUUAUGAUGAGGCUUUUGCUAUGGCUAAUGACCCCUUGGAAGGCUUCCAUGAAGUAAAUCUUGCUUCACCUACUUCUCCGGACCUUCUCAGCGUGUAUGAAUCGGGAACUCAAGAACAGACUACCUCACCAGGUGUCAUCUACCGGCCGCACCCUUCAGCAUUAAGCUCUGCCCCCAUCCAGGCUAAUGCCUUGGAUGUCUCCGACCUUCCUACACAACCUGUGUAUUCAUCCCCCAGACGUUUAAACUGUUCAGAAAUAUCUAGUGUCAGCAUCCAUGUUACAGACCCAACACCUUGUUCUACCUCUGGAGUAACAGCUGGGUUAACGAAAUUAACUUCGAAAAAGGACAACUGUAGUGCAGAGAGGGAAUUUCUGCAGGGUGCUACUGUAACGGAGGCUUGUGAUGGCAAUGAUGAUAUUUUCGGGUUGAGUACUGAUAGUCUGUCCCGUUUACGAAGCCCAUCUGUUUUGGAAGUGAGAGAAAAGGGCUAUGAAAGAUUAAAAGAAGAACUUGCAAAAGCUCAGAGGGAACUGAAGUUGAAAGAUGAAGAGUGUGAGAGGCUUUCUAAAGUACGAGAUCAACUUGGACAGGAAUUGGAGGAACUCACAGCUAGCCUAUUUGAGGAAGCUCAUAAGAUGGUGAGAGAAGCAAAUGUCAAACAGGCAACAGCAGAAAAACAGCUGAAAGAAGCACAAGGAAAAAUUGAUGUACUUCAAGCUGAAGUAGCUGCAUUGAAGACACUUGUAUUGUCCAGUUCUCCAACAUCACCUACACAAGAGCCUCUGCCAGGUGGAAAGACACCUUUUAAAAGGGGGCAUACAAGAAAUAAAAGUACAAGCAGUGCUAUGAGUGGCAGUCAUCAGGACCUCAAUGUGAUACAGCCAAUUGUAAAAGACUGCAAAGAGGGAUUCUUCAGUUCCAUUCUCUACCUGGCUGACCUUGGAGUACCUGCUGGAAACUUGGCUGACUUAUCUCUAUAUAAUGAAUUCAGAUCUUGGAAGGAUGAGCCCACAAUGGACAGAACGUGUCCUUUCUUAGACAAAAUCUAUCAGGAAGAUAUCUUCCCAUGUUUAACAUUCUCAAAAAGUGAGUUGGCUUCAGCUGUCCUGGAGGCUGUGGAAAACAAUACUCUGAGCAUUGAGCCAGUGGGAUUGCAGCCUAUUCGAUUUGUGAAGGCGUCUGCAGUCGAAUGUGGAGGACCAAAAAAAUGUGCUCUCACUGGCCAGAGUAAGUCCUGUAAACACAGAAUUAAAUUAGGGGACUCAAGCAACUAUUAUUAUAUUUCUCCUUUUUGUAGGUACAGGAUCACUUCUGUAUGUAACUUUUUUACAUACAUUCGAUAUAUUCAGCAGGGACUUGUGAAACAGCAGGAUGUUGAUCAGAUGUUUUGGGAAGUUAUGCAGUUGAGAAAAGAGAUGUCAUUGGCAAAGCUGGGAUAUUUCAAAGAGGAACUCUGAUGCUCUACCUGGGACCAUGCAUGAACCUCCCUGAAUAUCUGGAAAAUGGCUGAAUAUUUUUGUUGUUACUUGAUAUUUAUUUCCAAGGAGUGGGCCCAAGACUUUUUCCCUCUUUUGCAAAUUACACUAAGAAGUACUGUGAUUUCUUUUAAACUGACCUAUGCUGUGUUUGCUUAUUCUUUAGUUGAGCACACUAUAAAGAAUUACAGGUGUACUAGUGAUUGUAAUUUAUAGUUGCAGGAAACAAAAGCUAAAUAAAUAAAUGUUAGAUUGAAUGUGUUUUUGCUUUCUCUUCUAGCUCUGACAUAGCAUAUGGGGUCAGUUGAAUGUAUUGAAUUGUAGUUUCCAAACUGCACAGCAGCCUAUGAGAGUCAAGGAAGAAGGCUGAGUGGACAAAUCAGCUUUAGUCCCUCCACUUGAAUGGCUCUGUUUUUGUCUUUUAUAUAUUGGGAUUCAAAACAAGAUUUUACUUAAAGAUUUCUGCGGAAAAGUUUGAAAGUUACUGUUUUAAUCAUUCUGUCCUUUGUAAUUUAAAGAAUCCCUGUAUUAUGGUGAUUAAUUAAAUAUAAUAAAUAGAGGACAGUCA